GAUUUUAGGGACCCAAAAAGAGCUUGAGUAACACUAACACGCAACAAGCCCAUGGAGUCAGCGAGAUGGAGUAGUCUUCUCUCCCUUUCUCAUUCUCCUUCGCAUUCACGCACUCCCUCCCUUUACAAAUUUAUGGCCUUUUCAACUCUUCACACCUUCACACCCCCUUCUCUUUCUUUUUCUUCUUCUUCUCUCCAUUUCUUCCCCUUCCAACCCACACCCUCUUCUCUCUCUUCAAAACCGACCACUGCAAUCUUCAACCCUCGCCUUCCUCGCAACAUGCACGCCACGCACAGUCUCCGAGACGCCGUAGGAGGAGCAAUGGCCCUCGUCCAAUCAUCACCCGCCACGUGGCAAUCCGCUCUGCUCAGCAACGUGUUGAUCUUCCUGUUGGGUUCUCCCAUUUUGGUCACUGGUUUGUCUCUCUCUGGUAUCGUUGCCGCUUUUCUGCUCGGAACACUCACUUGGCGUGCUUUUGGUUCUUCUGGGUUCCUCCUUGUUGCCACUUACUUCAUCAUUGGUACGGCUGCAACAAAGGUGAAAAUGGCACAGAAAGUGGCCCAAGGGGUUGCUGAGAAAAGAAGAGGAAGAAGGGGUCCAGGCAGUGUUAUUGGAUCCAGUGCUGCUGGUUGUGUUUGUGCUUUCCUCACUAUUUUUGGUGUUGGGGGAGAGACAUUUUCUCAGCUUUGGAGACUUGGGUUUGUUGCCAGUUUCUGUACCAAGUUGAGUGACACAGUCUCAAGUGAGAUAGGGAAGGCAUAUGGAAAAACAACGUACCUAGUUACAACACUCAAGGUAGUUCCAAGAGGCACAGAAGGAGCAGUUAGUGUUGAAGGAACCUUGGCUGGAAUUUUAGCUUCCAUCGUUCUUGCAUUUGUUGGUUUUCUCAUUGGUGAGGUUAGUUCACAUGAAGCAAUUAUAUGUGUACUAGCUUCCCAGAUUGCUAAUCUUGGUGAGAGCAUAAUUGGUGCUGCACUUCAAGAGAAGGAAGGAUUUAAAUGGCUUAAUAAUGAUGCUGUCAAUAUCAUCAACAUAUCAAUGGGGAGUAUCAUAGCAGUCUUAAUGCAGCAAGCACUCCAGAUCUGGCAUUCCUAAAUUUGCCACAUGAUUUUCAAGGAGCUCAAUCAUCUGACAUAUUGGCCAUCUUCAUAAGGGUUUAUCUAGAACACUGGUGGUAUUGAGCAUUGAAUCUGUAUUGAUAACAAAAUUAUUCGUUUAUUUGCCGUUGAAAAUCGACUUUUGGAUAUUAUACUCCUGAACGUUCAAGUGCCUUAUGUGAAGCAGCCUCUCCUGCCACAAGCCUAUAGCCGUGAUUCAUCUACAAGUUACUGUGGAUGGAAGCCCGUCUCUCUGAUCGUACUCAAGCAUGUAGGUUGUUACAAAGUUUAAUAGGAGUGGCAAUUGAAACAACAAAACUCAAUACCUGUAGCCAUAAAACUCAAUAACCUGUAGCAAUGAUUCAAGUUCCUUGUAUCAAAAGCAGUGGUUCUUUCAAAAUGUAGAUUUGAUUUUCCUGUUCUUCUUGUCAAGAAAUUAAAUAGUUUCUCCAACCAAUUUCUAU
Molecule: messenger RNA, 1561 nt
Organism: Abrus precatorius (Indian licorice)
Lineage: Eukaryota; Viridiplantae; Streptophyta; Magnoliopsida; Fabales; Fabaceae
Product: protein VTE6, chloroplastic
Exons: 5
Coding region: 52-1095 (347 amino acids)
Cellular component (GO): chloroplast inner membrane
Source: RefSeq, a predicted model, not a curated record